AUCCUUUUUAACCGGGGACAACAUGGCUACUGCAGCGAGCCGUUACUACAGCGAAGACGGCAGGGCAACGAAAAGACAGAAAACCGACGGAAUGGCCACGGGUUAUGAGGAUCCACACAAGACCCUCCCAUCCGUGGUGGUGCACGUCCGGGGAUUAGUGGACGGUGUUACAGAGGCCGACCUCGUGGAGGCAUUGCAAGAAUUUGGCGCUAUCAGCUAUGUGGUGGUGAUGCCGAAGAAGCGUCAGGCACUGGUGGAGUAUGAAGACAUGAAUGGAUCAUCCACAGCGGUAACCUACGCGGCAGACAACCAAGUUUACAUCGCUGGUCACCCAGCCUUCAUCAACUAUUCCACUAGCCAGAAGAUCUCCAGGCCAGGAGACUCUGACGACUCGAGAAGUGUGAACAACGUCCUCCUCCUCACAAUAAUGAAUCCAAUCUACCCCAUCACUACGGAUGUUCUCUACACUAUCUGCAACAACUGUGGCCCUGUGCAGAGAAUCGUCAUCUUCAGGAAGAACGGUGUACAGGCGAUGGUUGAAUUUGACUCUGUGCAAAGCGCUCAGCGUGCCAAGGCAUCACUCAACGGAGCAGACAUCUACUCUGGCUGCUGCACGCUGAAGAUCGAGUAUGCCAAGCCCACUCGCCUGAAUGUGUUCAAGAAUGACCAAGACACCUGGGACUACACAAACCCCAACCUGGGAGGACCAGAUGGUGAUGCAGAUGGCAAUGGGAGCAAUGCAGAAGAUGUCAAUGCCAACCCCAACAAGCGCCAGAGACAGCCUGCUCUGCUGGGCGAUCACCCUCCAGAGUACGGUGGCGGUUACCACGGCUAUGACGAGAGCUACGGAUCCCCACCCUACGAGGGUCGCCGCAUGGGUCCGCCUAUGAGAGGGCGCGGAGGACGAAGCUACGGGCCGGGCUACGGACCCCCUCCACCUCCUCCUGGCGAGUACGGUGCCCACGCCGACUCUCCGGUGGUCAUGGUGUACGGACUGGACCCGGUCAAGAUGAACGCCGACCGUGUCUUCAAUAUCUUCUGUCUCUAUGGCAACGUAGAGAGGGUAAAGUUCAUGAAGAGUAAACCUGGAGCCGCCAUGGUUGAAAUGGGAGACUGCUACGCCGUGGACCGCGCCAUCACUCACCUCAAUAACAACUUCCUCUUCGGGCAGAAACUCAACGUGUGCGUGUCCAAGCAGCAAGCCAUCGUUCCCGGUCAGUGCUAUGAGCUGGACGACGGCUCAAGCAGUUUCAAGGACUUUCACGGCUCCAGGAACAACCGGUUCACCUCACCGGAACAGGCGGCCAAAAACCGCAUCCAGCACCCGAGCCAUGUGUUGCAUUUCUUCAAUGCACAGCCAGAUGUCACACCAGAGGUUUUCUCUCAAAUUUGUGAUGAGAUUGGUGUCAAGUGUCCCGUAAACGUCAAAAUGUUCACAGGAAAGAGCGGUGCAGCUCCCAGCGACCGAAGUGCUUCAGGCCUUCUAGAGUGGGAGUCUAUUAACGAUGCCAUGGAGGCACUGGCCAUGAUGAACCACUACCAGAUGAAGAAUGCAGCUGGUCCGUACCCGUACACCCUCAAACUGUGCUUCUCCACCGUUCAGCACGCUAACUGAGCACACCGUUUGUCCUGGAAAAAUUGGUCCACUAUUCUCAUAUUCAUAUGUCCUUAAGACCAUGACUGCUUGCGACACAGCUGGGGAACAUUUAUUUUCCAAAAAACCCACCUCAAUUACUGUGACAUUUAAUCUUUCACAAUGCAAUUGAUCCCCAAAGUUUAAAAAAUUGUAAUAUUUGGUAUAUUAAGCAGACUAAUCAAAAGUCUAACAAGCGUUUAAAAAUGUUUUUGAUAUUUAUGCCCCAGAUGUGGUUUAUAGAGUAUCAGUACCCGUGUGUCUUCAAUGUUCAGUUGUCCUUUUUACUUUUUGUAUUAUGCUUAUACAGUAGCCUGAUGUGAGAGAGUGUAUUUGAAAGAAUUGAUUUUAUGCUCAGGUGGGUCAGUGGCAGUGGACAACAUGGUUUUUGUAUAAGAUGUUGUCUUUUGAACUUUUAUUAUAGCGCAAUUUUUUUUUCUUAGUUAUUUUAAUUGCUGCCUAUUGAGUUCAGAGUCUCAGUGUCUGAUAUGCAGAUGGAGAAUGUUUUGUUGUAAGAAAAUAAUAAUAAAAAAAACAAAAAAAUUAAAGUUGACUUCAUUGUGACAUUCUUCUGAAUUGACUGAAUUGACUUGUCAACACAAAGGUCAUUUGAUGGAUGACUUA
This is a messenger RNA of Scomber japonicus (chub mackerel), 2257 nucleotides long. RefSeq names its product heterogeneous nuclear ribonucleoprotein L-like. Gene Ontology annotation, biological process: regulation of RNA splicing; mRNA processing. Lineage: Eukaryota; Metazoa; Chordata; Actinopteri; Scombriformes; Scombridae. The coding region runs from base 23 to 1615 and encodes 530 amino acids. Gene Ontology annotation, molecular function: mRNA binding. The transcript is spliced from 14 exons. Gene Ontology annotation, cellular component: nucleus. The record is from RefSeq and is a predicted model, not a curated record.